Messenger RNA from Adineta ricciae, 3696 nucleotides. The record is from the annotation of a GenBank genome assembly. Lineage: Eukaryota; Metazoa; Rotifera; Eurotatoria; Adinetida; Adinetidae.
AUGAGUGAACCAACGAAAAAAAGUCCGAGGAAACCAUCUUUAAAUAAAUUACAUGACUUAGUUCAAUCAAAUUGCGAAAGUAAUAGGAAAAAUCAUCGACUUCAAGUACAAAAACAAGUUCGGAAACCGGACAAUGCACCAGCUGCACAACCAUUGCUUGAGUGUAUACAACCUGGACCGUUGUUAAUCUCGAAACCUUAUGAAAAGUCUGCGUUACAACGUCGACAAAAGAAUAAACCUUUCAAUCCCGAUCAAUUAGAACGAAGUAAUAAUGAUCAAGUGAACAAAUCAGAAAUUUCACCUGGAAGAAGAGAAUCUGGUCGAUCAACAAUUGACAUUGUUGAACCAGUCGAUGAACAUUUGUCAGCAUUAAAAGCUGGAUUUAACAAAAUUCUGUCCGAUCGUUGUCUAACUGACUCAAGUCUUCAGCAACGAGAGAUUGUUUUCACAAAAUUACGUCAACUAAUUACUAAAAAGAUAGCAGAUGCUCAAGUCAAUCUAUAUGGCUCAAUUUAUUUCGAGUGUUGCUUGGAAAAACCAUGUGUGAUGGAUAUUGAUGUCCAAUUCAAACAAAUACAUCAAUAUGAUGCCCUAAAAGAGUUACUUGAUAUCAUUCAACAAAGUGAUCUAUGUAAAGAAGCUCGAAUUGAUACCGAGCAUAAACCAUCAUGUAUUCAUCUGAUCACCAAUGAGCCAAACGUGCGUGUAAAGCUAACGUCAGGUUAUGUACGUGGAAUUCAUUUAUCGAAAUUAAUUCGAAUCUACACAAAAUUCGAUCCACGUGUAAUUAAAUUACUCCGAUUAUUUCGAAUACUAGCAAAAACGUGCGAUACCGACAAACCUGAUAUUGGAAUGCUCCAUCCAGUUGUUUUUCAUAUCAUGACGAUUCAUUUCUUACAACAACUCGAUGCGCCUGUUCUUCCGUGUUUACACGAAUACGUGUAUGGAAUUGAUCAUGUUCCUAUAUCGUUGAAUGACAAUCAAUAUCCGGAAUUUUUUCGACUUUGUACAAAAUAUGCUAAAGAAUGGAAAUCAGCAAAUACCACUAGUGUGGAAAUGCUCUUCCUUCAGUUGCUUUCGUAUUACGUGAAAACUUUCAACACAAAACAAUUCGCUGUUUCUAUCCAAACUCGAAUGCCGGUGAUGAAAAUUGAUAAAAAUUGGCACAGUAAAAAACUACUUGUUGAAGAUCCGACUGAUAUUAGACGAAGUUUAUGUCAAACCAUGCAAUCCAUGCGUUCAAUUGAUUACUUUCGCGACACUCUACAUGCUGCACUGAACUAUUUUGGACGAAAGCAGAAGAAACCGAAAAAAUCCGCAGUUAAUAAAAACACAAGUGAAAACAACGACGAAGAUUCAAUCGAAAUUGUCGAAGACGCUGCACCAGUGAAAGAACCGUCAAAAUCGCUACAUAAUUCUUACAGGUUAUUUUACAAAUAUCUACCAACGCCCGUUGCACGUGACCCCAUAAUUCGACAAAAUCGCGUGCGAGAAUAUUAUAAGCAAUCAUUUUCUUGUAAACAGAAGGAGAUUCCUAAACCAAUUGUUCAGUUAGAUUCUGCUAAGGAGAAAUUCAAUGAUUUAAAUGGAAAUGAUCUCGUUGAAGUUUUGCAACAUGAUAUAGAGCAAAAUUUUGAAACCAUGGACGAAAAUGAUGAUGAACAGAAUCGGAAUCCAUUUGAUACAUUACAAAAUGGCGAAUCGCACGAUGAAGAGGAUGAAAACGAAUUAGAGGAGAAUUUUCACGAGAUGGCCAUUGAAUCCAAGGACAAAGAAACCCAGGAAGCAUCUUCAGUUGCCAACGAACAACAACCAACAAUUGAAAAUCAACCUUCCGCAGCGAUAAUCGACGAAAGUAAACAGCAAGAUGAAGCCACCAGUUUACAAGUGAGUGAAUCAUCAGUGGCUCCAGAAAGAAACAGUACAGCACCAAUUGAUAUUAAACCAACUGAAACAACUACAGAUACAACUAAUGAUUCGAUUGUUUCACCAUUUACGUCGCCGGUUAAGCUCGAAAAACUAGUCAGUAAUGAACCAUUAGGUACAACAGCAGAUAAUUCUUCCGAAUACUUCUAUGAUUUUCAAGCCGAGAAUUUUCACGCUGAACAAGGCGCACCAUAUGUAUGUACAACAUGCAAUGCCGUUGGUCACUUAAAAACUGAAUGUCCGGAAUUGGUACUACCGAACAUAACUGCUCUGCCGGAAAUCGAUGAAAAAUGGAUCAAUAUUCUUUCACUCCUUAGUAAACAAAUUACAGAUCGAAGUAAGCCAACGAAGAAGAGCAUUGAGAAUCGUCGAGAAAUUCUUCAACAGUUAGAAAGCCAAUUCAAAAAGGAUUACCCAGAUUGCAGUCUCCAUGCAUUCGGUUCAUUUUACAACGGAUUUGGCUUUGUACACAGUGAUUUAGAUGUUUGUCUUGUUUUCAAAGAUGAACGCGAAAACAAUCAAGAAGAAGUACUUCGAAUAAUGCAAAAAAUCCUGCGAGCUAUGAGGUUAUCGAAUGCUUACGAAAAUAUUCAACCAGUUCUACAUGCUAAAGUGCCGAUUAUUCGAUCAAGACAUCGACAAUUACGUAUCGAAAUCGAUAUUAGUCUUCAUAACAUGCUCGCUAUUGAAAAUACUCGAUUGCUGAAAACGUAUGCAGAUAUUGAUCCACGAGUGUCGGAACUAGGUUAUAUGAUCAAACAUUUAGCUAAAUUCUGUGAUAUUGGAGAUGCGAGUCGAGGCACUUUAUCAAGUUAUGCAUAUAUUAUUAUGCUUAUACAUUUCUUACAACAAACUCGUCCAGCGGUUUUACCAGUGCUUCAAAAGCUAUCGGAUGAUCCAAAUAAACCGAACGGUAUUUACAAAAAAUGUGCCGAAUGGAAUGUGUACUUCUAUGAAGAUUUGACGAAAAUUAAAAAUCUUUGGAAAAAUGAAAAUACGUUAACUACCGGUGCACUAUGGAUUGAAUUCUUGCGUUAUUACACGGAACAGUUUAAUUACGAAGAACAUGUAGUUACCAUUCGACAAUUGGAACCUUUAUUUAAACAUGAAAAAGGAUGGUUUAGACAAACAAUCGCUAUUGAAGAUCCAUUUGAACUGUCACAUAAUCUCGCUGGUGGUUUGUCUCCACGAAAUUGGAUAUUGAUCCGUCGAGUAUUUAUUCGAGCUCGUCAGCAAUUCGGUGUUCAACCAAAAGAAAUGGACCUAUCGAAACCAAACAUGACACUCAUUGAAGAGACUUUAUUUAACAUCGACGAAUUAUGCCCAACCAACGCUCCGAAACGCUGUGAAUGGUGUAAAGGUCCGUAUCAUAUUCGAAAGCGUUGUCCAACACUGGCUUCAUUAGCUCAUGAAAAAGAAAGGAAGAAACGUUUGGAUAAUCAUUCGGAACAACAAAAAACACCAUUUAUAGGAAACAACUUCAAUUCGUCGCCAAAUACGAAUUAUCGUCAAUUGUCAAAUUACACAAAUGGACAUCAGCGUAAUAACCAGCCGAAGUCAGCACCGACUAAUCAACGACCAUUUCGAUAUCCACAUCCCCCAGAACUUCCGAAUGAAUAUCCUCGAAUGAACAAUACUCCGCGUUGGCAACAACCACAGAACUAUAAAACAGCAAUGACAUGUUUCAAGUGUGGAGAAAUUGGUCAUAUGAGAAAAGAGUGUCCACAACAAUCGACCGCUAAAUCUGUUCAUUCACAGAAGUCUAGUUAA